This is a messenger RNA of Teleopsis dalmanni, 708 nucleotides long. RefSeq lists its product as uncharacterized. Lineage: Eukaryota; Metazoa; Arthropoda; Insecta; Diptera; Diopsidae. The coding region runs from base 1 to 708 and encodes 235 amino acids. The transcript has a single exon. The record is from RefSeq and is a predicted model, not a curated record.
AUGUAUCUUGACAAAGAACCACCGGCAAAGUCAACCUAUCAAACAGAUUACAUAACUCCUCAGACAAAUCGUUACGAUUUUCUUCUAAAUUCGGACAGAAUUCCAAGCGAAUGUGUUAUUGCGCCGGAAGAUGCUGAUAUCCUUAAAUCGAACAACUUAUGCAAAAAUGCUGAUUGGGUUGAUCCGGCUCCUUCAACUUGUCUGGUGAAGCCACGAAUUAUUCCACUGCAAUUUAAUGAACAUCAACUCAACAUAGACAAAGAAGACAAUUCUAAUGAUCUUUUAGUUACAACCUACCAGGUUGAUUACAAUGGUAUGAAGGGUUUUCCAGAUCCCAUGUAUAAACAUGUCAUGCAAACAAAUGUCUUUAAAGACAUUAAUUCUACUAAACGUACGAUUGAAGUAUGUAACGAAUUCGAUGCCAUUGCCGAAGAUUAUAAAUAUGGCGUUAAAACAGAAAUACCAUUCCUGACGAAUGUAUGCAUAAAGGAGAAUUCACCAUUUAAUGUUCCUUUCCGAUGUGGCAAGCAGUUGAUACAGAAGGGUGAUUAUUCACAUUGGCGCAUUAGUUUAUUGCCGAAGCGUAAUACGUUCCCUCAAUAUCUAAAGGCAAUUUCAAGAUUUGGAUGUUUUACUGACCGAACAAGGUUGGAAGAAUUUAAUAGAUGUGGACGAAAACCCAUCGAUCCCGAUGAAUUGUUGUAUUAA